AUGAAACCAUCAAGAAGUAAACAAUUGAAAAAAACUCCUGGCAAAAGUCGUUCUGGAUCAUUCAAAGAUGAACCGGUUGAAGUGUAUUGCAGAAUUAAACCAAUUCCAAAUACCUUAGAAAGCUGCUUGAAAUUAAUUUCUUCAAAAACAGUCCAAUUAUUUGCUCCUGAAGGUUUUUCAGGUUACAGAAAUGGGUUAAAUGGCAAAGAAAUUCAGUAUACAUUCAAACAAGUUUUCGAUGAUAGUUAUUCGCAGAAAGAAAUUUUUGAUACAGUAGCUUUUCCUUUAGUACAUCAACUAGUUAAUGGAAAAAAUGGUUUAUUGUUUACCUAUGGAGUGACUGGAAGUGGAAAGACUUAUACCAUGAAUGGUGAACAUCAUGAUGGGGGUAUUAUGCCUAGGUGUAUUGAUGUAAUUUUUAACUCGAUAUCUCACUACCAGGCUAAAAAAUUUGUUUUUAAACCUGACAAAAUGAAUGGCUUCGAAAUACAAGAUGAAUCCGAGGCACUUUUGUGUUGUCAAAAUGAGUUAGGUUAUUUAACACCCGGUCCAAAAAAUCCUAAAACGCCUAAAAGGAAAGAUUGUUAUGGAGAUGGAGAUGCUCUUCAAAACCGAACCCCAGAUGAUAAUAAAGUCGAAAGUUUAGAUGAAGAAAAUAUGUAUGCAGUAUUUGUAACAUAUAUAGAAAUUUACAAUAAUAAUGUUCAUGAUUUAUUAGAUGAUUCUGUCGAGGAUCUCAUAACAAAAAAACUGCAAAAUAAAGUUAUAAGGGAAGAUGGCAAUAGAAAUAUGUAUGUUCAUGGUGUAACUGAAAUCGAGGUUAAGAGUCCUGAUGAAGCAUUCGAAGUAUUUUACAAGGGUCAGAGAAGGAAGAGAAUGGCUCAUACUAAUUUAAACGAGGAAUCGAGUAGAAGUCAUUCUAUUUUUACUAUUCGCUUAGUACAGGCACCAACCGAAGCUCUUGAGGAGCAGGGAUCAGUUUUGAAAAAAUAUUUAGUAGUAAGUCAAUUAUCUCUUGUAGAUUUAGCAGGAAGUGAAAGAACUAAUAGAACAAAAAAUACAGGGCAAAGGUUAAGAGAAGCAGGUAAUAUAAAUAACUCACUGAUGUGUUUGAGAACAUGUUUGGAAAUAUUAAGAGAAAACCAACAAAAUGGUAGUAAUAAAAUUGUGCCAUACAGAGACUCAAAAUUAACUCAUUUAUUUAAGAAUUAUUUUGAUGGUGAUGGACAAGUUCGAAUGAUAGUUUGUGUAAAUCCCAAAGUUGAAGAUUAUGAUGAAACAAUUCACGUUUUAAAAUUUGCUGAAAUGACUCAAGAAGUUCAGGUACCUCGAUUGGUUACUCCGAGACAGGACUUUUGCGUGACGCCUGGAAGACGUAGAUAUAACCAAUACAUGAAGAAAACUCUGGAAGAAAUAAAUUCUAAUACUGAAGUUAGAGAAUUGAAUUUUAACGAACCUAUAACGGUUAAUGCUGUGCCUGUUGUAACUUCACCAUUUCCUUCUUUGUUUUUGUUAAAUUACGAUGAUGAAAUGACUUUGGAAAACUUAAAAGUAUACCUGCAGCAAAGAUUAGCUAAAAGGAAUGAACCUCUUGAAAAAUUAAACGAGUUAUAUCAAAAACUCAGACAAGAACUUGUAAAGAGAGAGGGUGAAUUUUUAAUAAUGAAACAAGAAAUUGUCGGCGUUAAAGGAACUCUAGAACAAGAAAGGAAAAAGUCGGCAAAUUUAGAAAGUCAAUUGGGAUACUGUCAAAACGAGCGAUUGGAAUUAUUGAAAAAAGUUGAAGAGAAAGAGCAGAUAAACAGAGAACUGCAACAGAAAACGGAAGAUUUGAACAUGCUCAUAAGUCAAAAAAUUUUAGACAAAGAAAAAGUUAAAGAAAAAUGUGUGAGCAAAAUAGCUGCGGCCAAAGAGAAAUUGGCCAGAGAAAUGAAAUUGAAAUUGAACAAAGAAAGGGACGAAUAUCAGACGAAAAUGAAAGAUCAACAAGAAAAAUUUAGAAUGAUUCGGGAAUUUUUAGACGAAGCCACUCCCAAGCUGACUUCUCGUAAUUACGGACUAAGAGGACCCGAAAACACUCCCGUGACUCCGCGUUCUGCUGUCAACACUCACGGAACCUUUUACAUGCCACCGAAUUUAACGGAAACUCCUACUCACGGCCACACAUUUAAAAGAGGCAUCGCUGUGAGUAAUCCUCGACAUAGAAGAUCUCGUUCGGCUGGUUGCGGUGAUGUUUGGUUGGAUCACAAACCACCAACAGCCGUUGAAUUGAACACGGUUUUUCAGCCGAGCAUGAAAAGAAGAAAAUCUGUUACCAAACUCACAGACGUGAAAGACAUCGUCAAUUCCAAGACGUCUAAAUAUUGUCUAACGACUCAAGAGCAAGAUACAGAUGGCGAACUCGAAACUAAAUUAUACAAAGGUGAUGUUAUUCCGACAACCGGCGGUGGAGCACAAGUUAUACUCAACGACGUUGAACUUUUAAAACAAUUGUCUCCGACAUCGGAAUUAACGUCUAGAAAAAGAAGUUUCAUCGAAGAGAGUAAUGGCGUUACGGAAUCAAGAUGUGCCAUUUCCAUCGAAGGCCACAGCAAGAGAACUAAAACUUAA
Messenger RNA from Pediculus humanus corporis (human body louse), 2610 nucleotides. RefSeq lists its product as uncharacterized. The record is from RefSeq and is a predicted model, not a curated record. The transcript is spliced from 13 exons. Gene Ontology annotation, molecular function: ATP binding; ATP hydrolysis activity; microtubule binding. Gene Ontology annotation, biological process: microtubule-based movement. Gene Ontology annotation, cellular component: nucleus; kinesin complex; microtubule. Lineage: Eukaryota; Metazoa; Arthropoda; Insecta; Psocodea; Pediculidae. Bases 1 to 2610 code for a protein of 869 amino acids.